Molecule: messenger RNA, 1609 nt
Organism: Seriola dumerili (greater amberjack)
Lineage: Eukaryota; Metazoa; Chordata; Actinopteri; Carangiformes; Carangidae
Gene: ppp1caa
Product: serine/threonine-protein phosphatase alpha-2 isoform-like
Exons: 8
Coding region: 243-1241 (332 amino acids)
Cellular component (GO): nucleus; cytoplasm
Molecular function (GO): protein serine/threonine phosphatase activity
Source: RefSeq, a predicted model, not a curated record
GCUACCGUAGACACCUCGGUAAAAAACGGCCCUCCUUUAAAGUUCCUGGGGGAAGAGUGAAGGGACCUGGGCGAACCACGGGAGAGGGGCCAAGAUUGAGCUCACAGGAUAAAUAUUUAUACAUUAUUCAUCCCGGGAGGAGUGGUGUUAAAGUGAAGACAAGGUUUGGGGACAUUUUAUCUGAUUGUGCAACACGGAAAACCGAGGGCUCCACUGCUCGAGAACGUCAGAAAAUAAAGAAAAUGGCGGAGCCGGACAAAUUAAACAUCGACUCUAUAAUUCAGCGCCUCUUGGAAGUCAAGGGAUCUCGGCCAGGGAAGAAUGUCCAGCUGACAGAAGGCGAGAUCCGUGGCCUUUGCCUCAAGUCCCGUGAAAUCUUCCUGAGUCAGCCAAUACUGCUUGAACUAGAGGCUCCCCUCAAAAUCUGUGGCGAUGUCCAUGGUCAGUACUAUGAUCUGCUCCGGCUGUUUGAAUAUGGAGGCUUCCCCCCAGAAAGCAACUACCUGUUCCUGGGUGACUAUGUAGACAGAGGGAAGCAGUCACUGGAGACUAUAUGCCUGCUCCUUGCCUACAAGAUUAAAUAUCCAGAGAACUUUUUCCUGCUGCGUGGCAACCAUGAAUGCGCCUCCAUUAAUCGAAUCUACGGCUUCUAUGAUGAGUGUAAGCGACGGUAUAAUAUUAAGCUGUGGAAGACCUUCACAGAUUGCUUCAACUGUUUACCUGUGGCUGCCAUUGUAGAUGAGAAAAUCUUCUGCUGUCAUGGAGGCCUCUCUCCUGAUCUCCAGUCAAUGGAGCAGAUCCGCAGAGUAAUGCGACCCACAGAUGUGCCUGACCAGGGUUUGUUGUGUGACCUGCUGUGGGCCGACCCAGACAAAGAUGUGCUAGGCUGGGGUGAAAACGACCGUGGUGUCUCCUUCACAUUCGGGGCAGAUGUGGUGGCCAAAUUUUUGCACAAACACGACAUGGACCUAAUAUGCAGGGCACAUCAGGUGGUAGAAGACGGUUAUGAGUUUUUUGCAAAGAGGCAGCUCGUCACCUUAUUCUCGGCUCCCAACUACUGUGGAGAGUUUGACAACGCUGGUGCCAUGAUGAGCGUGGAUGAGACGCUCAUGUGCUCCUUCCAGAUUCUGAAGCCAGCAGAUAAGAAAUUGUAUCCUUAUGGUGGAGGGGGAGGAAUGGGAUCUGGGAGACCAGUUACCCCACCGCGAAAUUCAGCCAAGGCCGCCAAGGCCAAGAAAUAACACCCGCUGGGUGCCCCUCCAACAACCUGCCACCCCCUGUCGGCCCAACACUCUUUUUUCCUCUACCUCCCAAACUUGUUUCUCCCUCGUCACCAAACGGCAACAAAGCAAACAAGUGUCCAGGGUUCAAUCAUGUUUUUUCUCUCUGAAACAAUUUUUAACUGUUUGUUUGGCUGUUUGCGUGUAAUUUUUGUGUGUGAAUGUGUAUAAAAAGUGAGAAUGACACAGAGGGAACAGCUGUAUUCUGUAUGUAUGAUUUAUUUUUUUUUUCCUUCUUCCUUCUGUACCCUCUGUUCUGUUUUCCUGUCAUGUUGUUGAGAUGGGUCCGAGCUUAUCCGUGAUGUAAAUUCAAACCUGGGUGCAGGGGG